This is a messenger RNA of Exophiala aquamarina CBS 119918, 1503 nucleotides long. RefSeq names its product oligosaccharyl transferase complex subunit OST4. The transcript is spliced from 2 exons. Gene Ontology annotation, cellular component: oligosaccharyltransferase complex; membrane. The record is from RefSeq and is a predicted model, not a curated record. Lineage: Eukaryota; Fungi; Ascomycota; Eurotiomycetes; Chaetothyriales; Herpotrichiellaceae. Bases 1 to 1503 code for a protein of 500 amino acids.
AUGAGGUUCUCAUCCGCGGUAGGUACGGCUCUCGCCCUCCUGUUCAGCCUCACGACAGCCGAGUCCAACCUUACUGUCCGACAACAGACAGAACAGAUACUCAAAAGUGAUUUCAAGCCUGCCGCAGUCCUCGAGAACACCAACGUUGUCAGGACAAUCAACCUGGACAAGGGGUACGUCCGGGAGACGGUCAAUGUCCUGGUCACGAACACAGACAAGGCUCCACAGUCGGAAUACUAUGUACCUUUCGAAUACGACCUGAUUGGCAAGAUUAGCGGUUUCGACGCCCGGGAUAAGCAGAAUGCUGAGCGAGGGCCACUGGAAUCCAAUAUAGCCGCUUUUCCUACCCAAUACUAUGUCAUUCACUUCCCUGAACCACUCGCACCAAAAGCAAAAAUUACCCUGUCGAUAUCUUUCAACAUUCUCGGUGCCUUGACGCCCCUUCCUGCCUCGAUUAAACAAGACGAGAAGCAAUACCUCGCCUACGAUUUCUCGGCCUAUCUCCCCUCUGUUUACAAGACCCUAAAGCAAAAGACCAAGGUCAAGUUUCCCUCUUCAGAUGUUCCCGAGUAUACGAAGACUGAAGGGUUGACCUCCUCGGCGGAUCCUGAAAAACAGGGUUCUUCAUUCACAUAUGGAACGUACGAUACAGCCAAGAUUCCACCCGGAACGACCUACCCUGUCAGCGUACGCUACGAGUUCAACAAGCCGCUCUUGGUUGCCAGUCUGUUAGAAAGAGAUAUUGAAGUCUCACACUGGGGUGGCAAUCUCGCGACCGAGGAAAGAUACUGGCUACGUCAUGACGGUGCUUCGCUUGCAAACCACUUCUCUCGCGUCACUUGGGGCACGCAGAACUUCUAUAUCAAUGCUGGGCAGGGAAGCACUUCCGCACUGCGAGAAUUGAAGGUACCAUUGAAACCAGGAAGUGUGGAUCCGUAUUUUACAGACGACAUCGGCAAUGUGUCAACCUCCAGAUUCAGGCCAAACAACGUCCGCGAGGCCAGCCUCGAGCUGAAACCACGAUACCCCCUAUUUGGGGGAUGGAAAUAUAGUUUCCGAAUUGGCUGGAACAACGCACUAUCGUCGUUCCUGCGCAAAUUGAAGACCCCGGGUGACACUUACAUACUAUCAGUGCCCCUGAUUGAAGGACCGAAGCUGCAAGAAGGAAUACAGUAUGAGCGCCUUGAAUUCUCGGUGCUGCUUCCCGAAGGUGCAACGAAUGUAAAAUAUCAGACCCAUGGUGGCACCGGUGUGCCUCUACUUCAUGCUGAGUACGGUCUCCAUAAGACAUUCAUGGAUACUCUUGGAAGAACGAAAUUGAGUUUAUCGGCAAGGAAUGUCGUUGAUGAGUCAAGAGAUGUCACCGUGCUGGUCACGUACGAAUAUCCAUUUGCCGCAGCAUUCCGAAAGCCACUGACGAUAUUUGGCGGCGCGAUCGUGGUGUUCGUGGUCGCGUGGGCUAUCAGUACGGUGGAUACGAGUAUUGGGAAGAAGAAGAGAUAA